AUGCGGCGCCUCCUCGCAUGCCUUGGAACUGUUGCCAUCCAUGCUUCGGCCAGAAGCACAACUCCUGCAGACAUCAAAGCGCGCGUCGAAGAAGGUGAAGGGGUGCCUUUCUUUGACGAGCGCUUUAGUUGCCGUCAGGACGGUGGGGCCUGGAGCGCCUUUCGUGAGCUCGUGGAGUAUGGGCGACAACAAAUUUUUGACCCAGAUGAAGGCGAGAUCUUGGCUAAAGAGCUCGUCUUGUCGCUGGCAGAGCGCACUGCCAAUGUCUCCUUGAUUCUGCAGUGCAAUGUGGGUGUGAUUGCGGGAUAUCAUUUGCUAGCAAGAAGAUAUGUUGCAGCUGGGGAUGACUGGAAGGCAUAUCGCUUGCUUCAACUUGCAUUGAUUUAUGUUUUUACCUUGCGCAAUGCGCUGAGAGUGCCAGAAGAAGCUGCUCGAGACUGGGCCACUCGAACCGACCGUAUCGUCUCUGAGAUCAAAAUACUGAAGGAACGACUGCACCAGGAACAGCAGAGGCGCUACUUACGGCUGCCCCAAGUUGAUCCAACCCUGAGAAUCGACCUACGAAUUGCAGUUGUGUCGAUUUGCGCAUAUCCUCCUGAGCACCCUUUGGUCUUGCGAAAUAUCACUCCAAGUAAUCGCAAAAGCUACGGGCUUUUGCAUGACUAUGACGUGCACGUGCACUAUGAACAUCCAAUGCCCGGAAAGGGUGUUCACAUUCAACACUCCAAGUUGCAAUUGGUCGCUCAUUAUCUUCGCUCAGGUAUUUAUGAUUGGGUCGCAUGGUUCGACUGCGAUUCAAUCAUUAUGAAUCUAAAUCGCACAUUGGACUCCAUAAUCUUUCGGUAUGCAAGGCGAAAUGCAAGACUUGCGGUGGACUCUGAAGAAGAUGGACCGCGGAAUGCUAGUCUUGCACCGCAAGCGGAGUAUGACACGUUUGGCGGAACGCAUGAUUAUGCAGAGCCAUUCGAAGAUGAGGUCCUCGAGUCUUAUGUUGGCCAUGUGGGAAGUUGCAACUCUGACGAAGGCUGCUAUUUGUCCACCAGUGUUAGGGUGAACCCCCGAGUGCAAUAUAGGGCUACAUUGCGUGCGGCACAGAUCGACAUGGAGCAGGACAGUGAAAAACUCUCCUUUGUGACGCUUGCUGGUCGUGACAUGGGUGAAUGCAAUCCAAAGCCUGAUAGUGACUUUGACUGCCGGCUUCACAACUGCUUCACCGAUAUCGAAGUUGACCCAGCAGCUGUUGCAACUGGCCGAGUUACUUUGGAAGCCCGCGCUGUGCGGACUCACAACGAUUGUCAUUGCAGCCGAAUCCAUGGCAUUUGCUACUCUGCUGCCUUGGCAGCGCUGGAGGAGCUCGAGGGUGAGAAGGUCACGGACCCGAGAUAUGGAGCCUUCCUGGUCCUCACACUCACACCUUUCGUGGCGAAUUCUUCUCAGAUGUCGAGGCCAGAUGAGCCAACAAGGGAGAUUGAGGAGUCAGGAAUUCCGGGCUGCAGCUGCCAGCAGCUGCCCAUGACAUGCAGUAGGGCCCCGUUCGAUGCCACCACGUGGCACAACUCCGUCAAUAGCUUUGCAAAGCCGGCAGCUGUGAGAAGAAGGGGAGCUGAAUGUGUAGACUCUGAUGUUCUACUGGGAAUUUCAGUGUCAUUGCCACUGUGCUUGCAGCUGUGUCGCGAAGUGCCCAGCUGCCGCUUCGUGGCCUACGGAGUUGGGAGGAAGCGUGGGCAGUGCCACUGGGAAAUUGGUGACUGCUUGGAAUUCGAAGAUGACUUCUACAAUGUGUAUGACAUAACACCAACGCUGGGAGUUUCGCAGAUUUCGGCAAUUUCUCGCACGGGGUGCUCUACAAGAUGUGCGCUGGCGGCUGAGGAGGACAGGCUUGGCCCACCAGACGAAGGUGUUGACCUCCUCAUCACCGAGGAAGGCUGGGGGCUGAGCUCGGCAAACUGGCUUAUUCGACGAAGUGACUGGAGCAUCGACUUCUUGGAGCGUGCCUUCCGCCUUUGUCACAGCGACAUGCCGCUGUUCGGAGAUCAGGAUGCCAUGAUUGAAUUGCUGCUGAAUCCGGGCUCGCUGUCUCUUGGAGCUGCAGAUGACCGUGACCCGCUGGACUCACACGCGGUCAUUGUCCCCCAGCGUGAAAUCAACGCCUACGACGUGCCUCGGUGGAAACUCUUUGUCAUGAUGCACAGCGCGUUCUGUUGGAUUGCUUUUGUGCUGCUUCGCCAUUUCGCAGCCUCGGAAAUUUGCAGCUAUUUGAGCUCAAAGCGGGACGCCCGUGAGAGUUUGGAAAGCCGCAGGUGCAGGAAAGGUUGUGUGUACCCAGCCAUUGGACUCGAGCUCCUCGCGCAGUUGCUGGCAGAGAGCGGGUAUAUCCUUCGCAUGGGUCAUUCUCGUUGGCAGGGGCAAAUAUAG
Messenger RNA from Durusdinium trenchii, 2415 nucleotides. The record is from the annotation of a GenBank genome assembly. NCBI's taxonomy places the organism in Eukaryota, Dinophyceae, Suessiales, Symbiodiniaceae.